GAAAAUUUGGUCUCAGGUUUGUAAAAAUGAUUUUGCCCCACUUAUUUUUAGUGGUGAUUACUAUUUCUGCUACUUUUUCAAUUGAAGUGAAUCCUAAAAUAUUUAUAAAUAAUGCUGAAUGCUUAGUAGAUUUAAGCACCCAAUUAGUUAAAGGAGAAUGUCGUCUAUCUUUAGAAAAUAAUGAUGACAAACCAGUAAACUCUGUUUUGUAUGCAUUUGAACCUUCUAUUAAAAGCCGUGUUUCAUUCAUUUCUGCUCAUCAAGUAUUUGAAUCUAAUCGCUUGAGUUUAAAUGUUAAACCAGUGACAUUAUCUGGACAUGAAGAUAAACAGUUUUAUCAAAUUGAUUUUAAUGCAUCUCGGCCAUUGCGAUCAAAAGGUCGAGCACCACUUGUAAUUGAAUAUGUUUUAAUUAAUGCUUUAUUUCCCCAUCCUGAAGAAAUAACUCAAAAAGAUAGACAAUUGAUGAUGUUUUAUGGAAAUGCGUACUUUUAUUCACCAUACAAAAGUCUUAAGUCUUCUGUUAAAUUUCAAACUGGAACAAGACGGAUAGAAGAUUAUACUAAUAUCAAUCCAGUAUCAUUGAGCUCUGGAGAUAUUGUUUAUGGACCCUUUGGUUCAUUAGAACCAUUUGCAUACUCUCAAAUUAGUUUACAUUAUGAUAAUAACACUCCAUUUUUAAAAGCUACAAAAUUAACUAGAACUAUUGAAGUAUCCCAUUGGGGAAAUGUUGCUGUUACUGAAGUCAUUGACCUUGUUCAUCAUGGUGCUAAAUUAAAAGGUUCAUUUUCUCGUUAUGAUUACCAACGUGAAACUAAUAGUGGUAUAUCCAGUGUAAAAUCAUUCAAAAUGUACCUUCCAGCUUCAGCAACUAGCGUUUAUUAUAGAGAUGUCAUUGGCAACAUAUCUACAUCAAAUCAAAGAACACUUUUAGACUCUGUUGAGUUGGAUAUUCGACCAAGAUUCCCUUUAUUUGGUGGUUGGAAAACUCAUUAUACAAUCGGUUAUAAUGUACCAGCUUACGAAUAUCUAUACAACAGUGGUGAAGAUUAUUUUUUAAAAAUGCGUUUAAUUGAUCAUUUAUAUGAUAAUAUGAUAAUCGAAGAUGUAACAGUACGCAUUAUUCUUCCUGAAGGAUCAACAGACUUAGAUCUAAAAACAACUCAUCAAAUUGUACGUUUACCAGAUAACUUGCAUUAUACGUACUUGGAUACCAUAGGCAGGCCAACUAUACAAUUACAAAUGUCAAAUGUUGUUGAAAGUCACAUUAGUGAUUUCGAACUAAAAUACAAAUUCCCAAAAUUCUUUAUGUUCCAUGAACCAUUGAUUGUAAUUGUUGCUAUUUAUAUUUUGUUUUUGACUGUAAUUAUUUGGGUUCGGUUGGACUUUUCAAUAGCCAAGGAUGGACAAAGUGAAACACGCCAACGUAUAACUGGAAUAAUUAGUGCAAUUAUGCAUCAUUUUGAACGAAGAGCUUCUGUUUAUAGUUCUUGGGAUGAGGCUUUGAAUAAAUUAAAACAUUCCAAAGACAUUGGUGCAUAUAAUACUACAUCAAAACAAAUUCAAGCUGAUUAUAAAAAUGAAUCGUCUAGCAUCAAUGAAUUAGCUACCAAGUUAAAAACUGAAUCUUCAGAACUAUCGGACAAAUUUAAUGAAGUUCAAAAGGCAGAAAAAAAUUUAAAAGAACUUUUUGGACAGACACAGUCUUUAUAUAUUGAUAAACUUAUAACGGGUAAGGUUGGAAGAAAUCAGUUCGUUGACUUUGAUAGUGGUCUUAAACGAAAAAAAGAUGAAUGCCAAGAAAAAAUCAAUCAGUUAUUAAAAUCAUUGAAUUAUUAAAGUCGUGUUUAUGCAUAUUUCAACCCAUUUUCGUCAUGAUAAAAUAUUGUCUUUUCAUAAAUUUCUAAAAACCUGAUUUAUGUUACUAUAAAAUAAAUUAUAAAUCACUG
Molecule: messenger RNA, 1948 nt
Organism: Melanaphis sacchari
Lineage: Eukaryota; Metazoa; Arthropoda; Insecta; Hemiptera; Aphididae
Product: dolichyl-diphosphooligosaccharide--protein glycosyltransferase subunit 1
Exons: 1
Coding region: 27-1838 (603 amino acids)
Cellular component (GO): oligosaccharyltransferase complex; membrane
Source: RefSeq, a predicted model, not a curated record